Molecule: messenger RNA, 1003 nt
Organism: Trifolium pratense (red clover)
Lineage: Eukaryota; Viridiplantae; Streptophyta; Magnoliopsida; Fabales; Fabaceae
Product: putative expansin-A17
Exons: 3
Coding region: 11-775 (254 amino acids)
Biological process (GO): plant-type cell wall organization
Cellular component (GO): extracellular region
Source: RefSeq, a predicted model, not a curated record
UACCAAAGGAAUGGAAAAAACAAUUUUCAUUUGUGUAGUAGUGCUUGUAGGGUUGUUCACCUCAGAACUAAGGGUAGCCUCAGCAAUUUGGCAACAAGCUCAUGCAACUUUCUAUGGUGGAAGUGAUGCCUCAGGAACUAUGGGGGGUGCAUGUGGAUAUGGAAAUCUAUACACAGAUGGUUAUGGAAUAAAAACAGCUGCUUUGAGUACUGCUUUAUUUAAUGAUGGCAAAUCAUGUGGUGGUUGCUAUCAGAUUGUUUGUGAUGCAAGUCAAGUUCCCCAAUGGUGCCUCAGAGGAACUUCCAUAACAAUUACUGCCACUAAUUUCUGUCCCCCAAACUUUGAUCUCCCUAGUGACAAUGGUGGUUGGUGUAAUCCUCCUAGACCACAUUUUGACAUGUCUCAACCAGCUUUUCAAACGAUCGCCAAAUAUAAGGCCGGAAUUGUUCCAAUCCUUUACAGAAAAGUUGGCUGCAAAAAAAGUGGAGGCAUAAGAUUUACAAUCAAUGGAAGAGACUAUUUUGAACUGGUGCUUAUAAGCAAUGUAGGAGGAGCAGGUGAUAUUUCCUAUGUUUGGAUCAAAGGGUCUAAAAUGAAUACAUGGGAAUCCAUGUCUAGGAAUUGGGGUGUUAACUGGCAAAGCUUAAGCUAUCUAAAUGGUCAGAGCCUGUCCUUCAGAGUCCAACUCAGUAAUGGUAAGACUCGUACAGCUAUUAAUGUGGCACCCUCUAGUUGGAGAUUUGGUCAGUCUUUCAUCAGCAAGGUUCAGUUCUGAAUGAAACAAAUACUGAAAUAAAUAAUUAUCCAGUAUACAUUAGUCUUCACUGCAUCAUUUUAUAAAUAUAUAUCCAUAUAAAUUUAGUGAUUUGCUUAUAGAAGUUUAUAGAAGGGAAGAGAUAUGUUAUUAUAGUGAAUCUCUAUUGUGAUCUUCAAAAUUGUAAGGAUCAAACAAUUUAGUCAUCAAAUAAAAAUAAAAAUAAAAAAACAAAAUUUAGUCCCUUCA